This is a messenger RNA of Prunus armeniaca (apricot), 1860 nucleotides long. NCBI's taxonomy places the organism in Eukaryota, Viridiplantae, Streptophyta, Magnoliopsida, Rosales, Rosaceae. The record is from the annotation of a GenBank genome assembly.
AUGGUGUGUCAUGAAGAACAACUUGGAGUUGGACGGAUUGGGGGAGAGGACCUCUCCCUUGUCCAUCCAGACCCUGUUGUGUUAGAGCUCAACCGUAUGCGCAACCUACUCACAGAAAAGAGUCGGGAAUUAGGGAUUGCUCAAGGUGAGAUCAAGGCUCUGAGAGCUUGUGAAGUUCUAAAGGAUAAGGCUGUAGAAGAGCUCAUAAAUGAAGUACAGAAGUUGGACGAGAAACACAGAGUCACUCAAAGUCUUUUGGAGCAUAAGAAUCUUGAAAUCAAGAAACUAACAGAUGACAAGAGAGAUGCAUUGGCUGCACAAUACGCUGCAGAAGCAACUCUUAGAAGGGUACAUGCAAAUCGAAAGGAUGACGAAUCUCCUUCUAUUGAGUCUGUCAUCGCUCCUCUUGAGGCUGAAAUCAAAAUGCAUAAGAACGAGAUUGCAGCGCUUCAGGAGGAUAACAAGGCUUUGCAACGUCUCACCAAGUCAAAAGAGUCUGCUCUGCUUGAAGCAGAAAGGAUACUCCGAAGUGCACUAGAAAGGGCUCUAAUAGUUGAAGAGGUUCAAAACCAAAACUUCGAAUUGAAGAGACAGAUUGAGAUCUGCCAGGCAUGCCUUUCCGCACCAGAUCCUAUUUCAUUUGUUGAACAAAAUCAAGAGGAAAACAGAAUCCUGGAGAAAACAAACCGCCAGAAGGUUUUAGAGGUUGAAAAGCUUAGCCAAACCAUUCAGGAACUUGAGGAGGCCAUCUUAGCUGGUGGGGCUGCAGCCAAUGCUAUUCGUGACUACAAACGACAGAUAGAAGAAUUUCAUGAGGAGAAGAGAAGUCUGGAAAGAGAGCUGGCAAGAGUUAAAGUUUCAGCAAACCGGGUAGCAACUGUGAUUGCAAAUGAGUGGAAGGAUGAAAAUGACAAAGUUAUGCCCGUUAAACAGUGGCUGGAAGAGAGAAGACUAAUGCAGGCAGACAUGCAACGGUUGAGAGAGAAGCUGGCUAUUUCAGAUAGAACAGCUAAAGCUGAAGCACAACUCAAGGAAAAGUUGAAGUUGAGGCUGAAGACACUAGAAGAAGGGCUAAAGCAUGUUUCAAGCUUCAAUCCUCAUUUAUGUGUUUCCCCAAAAGCAGAAAAAUCUAGUAACUUCUUAGGAUUUCUGAAAAGCAAUGGUGGAUUAGGAAAGAGAUCGACAUCACAGCCAAGAGCUUCUGCCAUUGCUAGAAGCUCUCCAGUGCAACAGCCAAAUUCAGACAACGAAGCAGGCAAUGCAGCUGGACAGCUAAAAAGAUCAAAUAGCCUCAGAAAGAAAUAUGGUUCUGGAGAACUUAUGUUGAAAAAAAGUUUAUGGGCAUCUAGAAGUAAAGUUGUUGAUAUUGGCGAAAAGGAGAGCACAGAAAUGAAGGCAAAUAAUGAUACUAAUAAGAAUGAUGAUAGAAUGGUUGCCGCAGAAAUUGAAGCUCAAGCCGGUGGCAACGAGGACUCGCCCAACAAGAUAAGUACCAGCUGUGACAAUGAAGAUAUGGUCUCAGGGUUUCUCUAUGAUAGACUUCAGAAGGAGGUCCUAAAUCUAAGGAGGCAUUGCGAAGCCAAAGAGAGUGAUAUGAAUGCUAAAGAUCAAGAAAUAAAGAUGCUGAUGAAAAAGGUUGAUGCACUGUCAAAAGCCAUGGAAGUAGAGUCUAAGAAAAUGAAGAGAGAAGCAGCGGCUAGAGAUAAAGAAGCUGCAGCGGCCAAAAUGGAUGAUAACAAAAGGAACAGAAAUAUAAACUCCUCUAAACGAUUUCAUUCUAGCAUUAUGAUUUUUCAAAACCCUGAUCAUCUGAACAUUCUCAAUAACUUGAUGGCUUAUGCAAUUGCUGCAGGGCAAUGA